Molecule: messenger RNA, 720 nt
Organism: Nelumbo nucifera (sacred lotus)
Lineage: Eukaryota; Viridiplantae; Streptophyta; Magnoliopsida; Proteales; Nelumbonaceae
Product: kunitz trypsin inhibitor 5-like
Molecular function (GO): endopeptidase inhibitor activity
Source: RefSeq, a predicted model, not a curated record
AUGUGUAGAUCUGUAAUAUUUGGGUUAUUGGUUUUUGCCUUGAUAUUCCAGACCGAGACCACUAACGGGUCUAGUUUUCAUCACCAAGCACAAGCAGUCCUUGACACGGAUGGAAAUGAGCUCCAGGUUGGGAGAGAAUACUACAUUGUUUCAGCUGUUCGAGGAGGUGGAGUAACUAUUGGUAAGCGAGAAAGUUCCAGCUCAGGCACACACACCGUAAGACAACACUCCUAUGAUAUGAACUUGGGUUCCCCUGUUACAUUCACUCCAGCAUCUAGUUUUUCUGGAGAGAUGCUCAUUCAAGAAGAAUUUGUUGGAGGUGAAUACUUUAGAGAGACAUCAUCCCAAGGAAAUAGGAUUGAGGAGGAGGCUGAUUUGAACAUUGGGUUCUCAGGACUAAAGAGAGUCUGGCAGGUGGAAGAGGCCAACAAUGAUAAAUCAUCGUCGUCUCAUAACCAGACAACAAGGUAUGUGACACUCGAAGGCCAAUCGGGUCAUCCAGGAUCCUCCACUGUGAGGAACUGGUUCAGGAUAGAAAGGAUCAAUAGGUCAAGCCCUGAGUACCGAAUCACCUACUGUCCUAGUGUAUGCGAGUCUUGCCAUGUUAAUUGUGGAAAUGUUGGGAUUACAAAAGAUAAUGGAAAGAGGUGGCUUUCUGUGUCACAGCAUGAAGAGUUCCCGUUCGUAUUUGUAAGGGCAAGACACUCCAAUGAUCAAUAG